AUGAGAAUCAAUCCUACCCCUUCUAGUCCUGCGGUUUCCACACUUGAAGAACAAAACCUAGGGCGUAUCGCUCAAAUUAUUGGCCCAGUACUGGAUGUUGUUUUUCCUCCGGGCAAGAUGCCUAAUAUUUAUAACGCUUUGGUAGUUAAGGGUCGAGAUACUAUUGGUCAGCAAAUUAAUGUGACUUGUGAGGUACAACAAUUAUUAGGAAAUAAUCGAGUUAGAGCUGUAGCUAUGAGUGCUACAGAUGGACUGAUGAGAGGAAUGGAAGUGAUUGACACGGGAGCUCCUCUAAGCGUUCCAGUCGGUGGAGCUACCCUCGGACGAAUUUUCAACGUUCUUGGGGAGCCUGUUGAUAAUUUAGGUCCUGUAGAUACUAGCACAACAUCUCCUAUUCAUAGACCUGCACCUGCCUUUAUACAGUUAGAGACGAAAUUAUCAAUCUUUGAAACAGGAAUUAAAGUAGUGGAUCUUUUAGCUCCUUAUCGCCGUGGAGGAAAAAUCGGACUAUUUGGAGGAGCUGGAGUAGGUAAAACAGUACUCAUCAUGGAAUUGAUCAACAACAUUGCCAAAGCUCAUGGAGGCGUAUCUGUAUUUGGCGGAGUAGGCGAACGUACUCGUGAAGGAAAUGAUCUUUACAUGGAAAUGAAAGAAUCCGGAGUAAUUAAUGAAAAAAAUAUUGCAGAAUCAAAAGUAGCUCUAGUCUACGGUCAAAUGAAUGAACCGCCGGGAGCUCGUAUGAGAGUUGGUUUGACUGCCCUAACUAUGGCGGAAUAUUUCCGGGAUGUUAAUGAACAAGACGUACUUCUAUUCAUCGACAAUAUCUUUCGUUUCGUCCAAGCAGGAUCAGAAGUAUCCGCCUUAUUGGGGAGAAUGCCUUCUGCAGUGGGUUAUCAACCUACCCUUAGUACAGAAAUGGGUUCUUUGCAAGAAAGAAUUACUUCUACCAAAGAGGGAUCUAUAACUUCGAUCCAAGCCGUUUAUGUACCUGCGGACGAUUUGACCGACCCUGCUCCUGCCACGACAUUUGCACAUUUAGAUGCUACUACCGUAUUAUCGAGAGGAUUAGCUGCCAAAGGUAUUUAUCCAGCAGUGGAUCCUUUAGAUUCAACGUCAACUAUGUUACAACCUCGGAUCGUUGGCGAGGAACAUUAUGAAACUGCGCAAAGAGUUAAGCAAACUUCACAACGUUACAAAGAACUUCAGGACAUUAUAGCUAUUCUUGGGUUGGACGAAUUAUCCGAAGAAGAUCGUUUAACUGUAGCAAGAGCACGAAAAAUCGAGCGUUUCUUAUCACAACCCUUCUUCGUGGCAGAAGUAUUUACUGGUUCUCCAGGAAAAUAUGUUGGUCUUGCAGAAACAAUUAGGGGGUUUCAACUGAUCCUUUCCGGAGAAUUAGACAGUCUUCCCGAGCAGGCCUUUUAUUUAGUAGGUAACAUCGAUGAAGCUACCGCGAAAGCUAUGAACUUAGAAGAGGAGAGCAAAUUGAAGAAAUGACCUUAAAUCUUUGUGUACUGACUCCUAAUCGAAUUAUUUGGGACUCAGAAGUGAAAGAAAUAAUUUUAUCUACUAAUAGUGGCCAAAUUGGCGUAUUACCAAACCACGCCCCUAUUGCCACGGCUGUAGAUAUAGGUCUUUUGAGAAUACGCCUCAACAACGACCAAUGGUUAACGGUGGCUCUGAUGGGUGGUUUCGCUAGAAUAGGUAAUAAUGAAAUCACCAUUUUAGGAAAUGAUGCGGAAAUAAGUACUGACAUUGAUCCGCAAGAAGCUCAACAAGCUCUUGAAAUAGCUGAAGCUAACUUGAGUAGAGCUGAGGGUAAGAGACAAGCAAUUGAAGCGAAUCUAGCUCUCAGACGAGCUAGGACACGAGUAGAGGCUGUCAAUGUUAUUUCCUACUAGUCAAGUCAAUACAUCAAAAUAAUAAAGAGAAGUUUUUAAAAAGUUCUUUAUUAUACACCACAUGUUGAUUCUGCCAAUUGAACACAAUCAAGUCUAAUCUGAUAAAACAAAAAAAGAAGAUGGGGUAGAAAAACUUAUUAGAUAUCAUUUCAUCGACUCCGGUAUCUAAUAAGUUCUACCUACUAUUGGAUUUGAACCAAUGACUCCCGCCGUAUGAAAGCAAUACUCUAACCACUGAGUUAAGUAGGUCAUUUAUCACCACAAAAAGAACCCAUCACUUCGGGGAUUAUAGGUGGAAUAUUAUUUCUAAGCAAUACUAAUCUGUUCUGUUAAGCGUAAAUAAAUCUGUUCUGUUAAGCGUAAAUAAAAUAAAUAGAUCAGAGAGCUAUGAUGUGGAUUAUGGAAUAUCCAUCUUGACAAGAAAUUAUCUAUAUGUUAAGAUGUCUAUGACAAGGGCUAUAGCUCAGUUGGUAGAGCACCUCGUUUACACGCGCGCCAAUGCUUUUCAAAGGAGCCUAUUAUGCAAUGAACAUAAUUGAUCGUAUUGAGAAAUCGAUGUCUUACUCCAUAGGUUCGAGGGAACAAGAGAACAAUAGCCUGACAAAUAUUUGGUUCGGUCCGAUUCAGGCGCGAAUUCAGUUGCCAAAUCAAAUAGAACCCGCCAUUGAUUUGAUAGUUGAUAAGGUAAAUACCCAGCCCAUUCAAUGCUAGGCAUAAUGAGUAUAAGGGCCUCAAAAUAACCUCUUUUCGUCCUAUGAACUUUAAGGUGUAUGAAGUCUCAUAUUCGACUGUUGCAGCGGAGCGAUAGAGAUUCCAUUUAACUUAGGUUGAUCUAGGCCGAAGGCAGACCUAAGUCAAGAUAACCCUUCUUUGAAACACUUUGGUAUUGCUCCUAGAUCAGAAUACAAAUAAUAAAUCAGAGCACAUGGAACCAUCUCAUUAUCUUCCUCUAAAGAAAAAAUAUGGUGGACUAACUGAUCUUUACAUCAGUUGAUGAAAGAGCCCAAUGCAACAAAAUGCAUGUUGGGUCUUUGAAACAGUUCGAAUCAUUUCGAUAAUAAUCAGUUUGAUCUGUUUUACCGAGAAGGUCUACGGUUCGAGUCCGUAUAGCCCUA
Musa acuminata AAA Group (dessert banana) is the source of this 3016-nucleotide messenger RNA. RefSeq names its product ATP synthase subunit beta, chloroplastic. The record is from RefSeq and is a predicted model, not a curated record. Gene Ontology annotation, molecular function: proton-transporting ATP synthase activity, rotational mechanism; ATP hydrolysis activity; ATP binding. Gene Ontology annotation, biological process: proton transmembrane transport; proton motive force-driven ATP synthesis. NCBI's taxonomy places the organism in Eukaryota, Viridiplantae, Streptophyta, Magnoliopsida, Zingiberales, Musaceae. The coding region runs from base 1 to 1497 and encodes 498 amino acids. Gene Ontology annotation, cellular component: chloroplast thylakoid membrane. The transcript has a single exon.